UAUCAAUUGGUGCAUAUUUAUCGAUCUAGUUUGACAUUCCUUAGUCCUGUUUCAAAUGAAGUUGAUGCAUUGCUAGUUCUUGAAUUUCUUCAUCGAAUUGCUGACAUCUUUACUGAAUAUUUUGGUGAUUUGUCAGAAUUGUCAAUCAAAGAUAAUUUUGAUAUUGUUUAUCAGCUUUUAGAAGAAAUGAUGGAUUAUGGGUAUCCAUUGACAACUGAACCUAAUGCUUUAAGAGAGAUGAUUGCACCACCAAAUAUUAUUAAUAAAGUUAUAAGUCAAGUAGCAGGUGUCACAAGUGUUGUUCAGCAUGUUCCUAAUGGUAGUACAAUAUCAAGCAUACCUUGGAGAAAAGCAGGUGUAAAAUACACUAAUAAUGAAAUAUAUUUUGAUAUUAUAGAAGAAAUUGAUGCAAUUAUAGAUAGUAAUGGUGCAAUAGUAUCAUCAGAAGUUCAUGGUGUUAUCCAAUCAAAUUGUCGUUUAUCAGGUAUGCCAGAUCUUACACUCAGUUUUGUUAAUCCAAAAGUUUUAGAUGAUUGUAGUUUUCAUCCAUGCGUUAGAUAUAAAAAAUUUGAAAGUGAAAGAAUUCUCUCUUUUGUGCCACCUGAUGAACAUUUUAAAUUGAUGAGUUACAGAGUUAAUUUACCAUAUCAUCAAUCAUUGCCAAUCCAUGUAAAGCCACAAUUCCAUCUCACUGAUCAUGGAGGUAAAUUUGAUAUAACAAUUAAUGUAAGAAAUACAGAUGAUAAAUCUAUCGAAAAUGUAUUAUUAGUAAUUCCAUUAGCAAAAUCUGUGACAAAUGUCAAUGCCACUUGUAAUCUUGGUUCUUAUAUAUUUGAUCCUGUAACAAAGUGUAUAAAAUGGGAUUUAGGUAAAAUAAUGCCUAAAGAUAGAACUCCCAUGUUAUCUGGUAAUUUUAGUAGCAUUGAACAAAUAGUAGAAUCAGGUCAUACAAUUAUACUUGAUUUUCAAAUAAGCAUGUAUGCAAUUUCAGGAUUAAAAGUUGACACUUUAAAAGUUUUUAAUGAAUCAUAUAAACCUUACAAGAUUGUAAUAGAGGAAUCAUAUUAUCAAAAUCUCAAGGUCAUUAAUGAGCUUGAAAACAAAAGAUUCUGA
Molecule: messenger RNA, 1113 nt
Organism: Entrophospora candida
Lineage: Eukaryota; Fungi; Glomeromycota; Glomeromycetes; Entrophosporales; Entrophosporaceae
Source: the annotation of a GenBank genome assembly